Ziziphus jujuba (common jujube) is the source of this 2342-nucleotide messenger RNA. RefSeq names its product S-adenosyl-L-methionine-dependent tRNA 4-demethylwyosine synthase. Gene Ontology annotation, molecular function: catalytic activity; 4 iron, 4 sulfur cluster binding; FMN binding. Bases 172 to 2115 code for a protein of 647 amino acids. The record is from RefSeq and is a predicted model, not a curated record. The transcript is spliced from 8 exons. Gene Ontology annotation, biological process: wybutosine biosynthetic process. Lineage: Eukaryota; Viridiplantae; Streptophyta; Magnoliopsida; Rosales; Rhamnaceae.
AGCAUUUUGGGUACCAAUUCCAAAAGCACCACCGUCUUUCCUCCUUGUCAGUCAGUGCUCUGUUUGUCGUCCUAGGCGGACAUGAAUUCAGUUCGUGAUCGACUUUCCAUUUUAUGCGUAUUUUAGCAGGGUGUAACCUUUUUGACAUACAAGGGCAAACCAGAAAGUUAUAUGCCCACCAUGUCCUUUUCCUCCUUCCCAACGCGUCUCACGCUACUUGCCCUCCUCUCCGCCACUACGUUCUACUGCUUCUACAAAUCUCGUCGCCUCAAGCUCCUCAGCCAAUCCCUAAACCCUAACGGUAAAACUAGCUCUUCCUCCCCUCGCAAAGCUAAGCUCUUCUUCAUUUCUCAAACCGGAACAUCCAAAGCCCUAGCUGUUCGCCUUUUCGAUCUUUUAACCUCCAAUAAUCUCGCAUUUGACCUCGUGGACCCAAACCACUACGAGCCAGAAGACCUCCCCAAGGAAAACCUAGUUCUCAUUGUCGCUUCGACCUGGGAAGAUGGUAAAGCGCCUCCAACGGCCAAGUUCUUCGCCAAUUGGCUGUCGGAGAGUUCCGAUGACUUCAGAGUCGGGUCUCUGUUGCUGUCGCAGUGUAAAUUCGCAGUGUUCGGAGUAGGAAGCCGAGCCUAUGGAGCUACGUUCAAUGCGGUGGCUAAGGACGUAUCGAAGCAAAUGAGAGCGUUGGGCGCUAAAGAGAUAUUGCCGGUUUGGGAAGGUGAUGUGGAUGGGGGUGAUAUAGACGAGGUUUUCGACGCUUGGAGUGGGAAAGUGGUGGGGUUUUGUAAAGGCGGUGUGGUGGAAAAUGGUGGGGUUUCGACUAAUGGGGUAGAUUGUGAGAGCGAUGCUUGUAGUGGAGAUGAGACGGAUGAGGAGGAGUAUAGUAUGGAGUCGGAAAUCGUUGAUCUUGAGGAUAUUGCUGGUAAAGGACCUUCCAGAAGAUCAGCGACAGUGACAAAGGCUGAAACUAAUGGGACUUUGAAUGGGAAAAAGGAUAUGGUUACUCCGGUGAUUAGGGCGAGCUUAGAAAAACAGGGAUAUAAAAUCAUUGGUUCACAUAGUGGUGUCAAAAUUUGCAGAUGGACGAAGUCACAACUUAGAGGCCGAGGGGGUUGCUACAAGCACUCAUUUUAUGGUAUAGAGAGUCAUAGGUGCAUGGAGGCAACCCCUAGUUUAGCGUGUGCAAACAAAUGUGUGUUCUGUUGGAGACAUCAUACGAAUCCUGUCGGAAAGAGUUGGCAGUGGAAGAUGGAUGACCCAUUAGAAAUUGUGAAUUCUGCCAUAGAGCAGCACACAAAGAUGAUUAAACAAAUGAAAGGAGUUCCAGGUGUCACUGUGGAGCGUCUAAGAGAAGGUCUCUCUCCCAGGCAUUGUGCGUUAUCACUUGUGGGUGAACCUAUUAUGUAUCCAGAGAUUAAUACACUUGUAGAUGAGCUGCACAGAAGGCGGGUUUCAACCUUUCUCGUAACAAAUGCUCAGUUUCCUGAAAAGAUUAAAAUGCUGAAGCCUAUAACCCAGUUAUAUGUAAGUGUGGAUGCUGCAACCAAGGAGAGUUUGAAGGCAAUUGAUAGGCCACUAUUUGGGGACUUUUGGGAGAGGCUCAUUGAUUCCUUGAAAGCUCUGAAAGAAAAACAGCAGCGAACUGUCUACCGCUUGACCCUCGUGAAAGGGUGGAAUACAGAAGACAUUGAAGCUUACUCUAACCUAUUUAGCAUUGGGAAACCUGAUUUUAUUGAAAUCAAAGGCGUAACAUAUUGUGGAUCAUCUGCUACAUCAAAGCUGACCAUGGAGAAUGUGCCUUGGCACUCUGAUGUUCGAGAUUUUUCAGAGGCCUUAGCCUUGCGAAGUCUAGGGGAGUAUGAGGUUGCAUGUGAGCAUGUUCACUCAUGCUGUGUCCUCCUGGCAAAAACUGACAAGUUCAAGAUCAACGGCCAGUGGUUCACAUGGAUAGAUUAUGAAAAGUUUCAUGAUCUGGUGGCAUCUGGAAGACCUUUUGAUAGCAAGGAUUAUAUGGCAAUAACACCAUCAUGGGCUGUCUAUGGAGCAGAAGAAGGGGGAUUUGAUCCGGAUCAAUCAAGGUAUAAGAAGGAGCGACAUCACAGAUCAAGCAAGUAAAUUGAUCGAUCAGGGUAAAGAUAUUUAUUGGCAUUAGGCUGUCAAAUUUUCUUCUUUGUUCAUUUAGAAAGUUUUCUUUUACUUCUGUAUACCAAAUUUUCACCGGAUAGUUAUGUAUAAGCGCUUAAUAUCUGAUUGCUGUACUUACAUUUACGUCAGUAUUCCUUUUGUUUUUUCUUCCCUUUGGAAAACUGUAGUUUAUACAAAAGCAAGAUAAUUUUAUUUUC